UCACUCAGCCACUGUUUUGACUGUGAGCUAUCGCGCUUGAAACCGUUCUCAGUCAUUGUCGUCAGAGAGAUUUCCCUGAUUUCAUCGGUUGUUCGAUCAUCUUCUGCCAUGGCUCUGCGCAUACUUGCAAUCUUGACGGUACUGACACUGGUGUUGACCAGCUGGGUUGGCACGGCAGAGGCGGUGUCAGGCACUACUAUCGCCAACAAAGCAAAGGCCUACGCCAAUGCAGGCAGGACUGAUUGGACAUUUGCUGCGGCUCACCCCGACGCUGGUGGGUUCUUCAGUGAUGGGAGAAACACGAACAAAUGCAACCUCUUUGUGGCAGAUGUGCUUGAGGCGGUUGGGGCAACGGUCCCGCAUAGAAACUGGGGUUUUUCUGGCCCUAUCGGUGCAGGGGAGUGGGGCAGCUCAUCUUCCUCUUACUUGACAAGCGCAUCGUGCUGGGAGUAUAGAUCGAGUUCAUGUACAGGCUGCGUCAUCGGAGAUGGAAGACACGUUGGGAUUGUGACCGGAUGGAGAGAAACAACCAGUGCCACAGAUACCCAACUUGUGUCCAACGACUGGGGUUUUCGCGCAUCUGGAUCUGGAAGCAGUUCUUCUAUAACUGCCUUUUGGAAAUACGUUUGUUAAGCUCUCAGACCCACGAGGCGUUUUGCGGGGACCUAGUCAUUAUAACCUCCACUGCUAUUCGCGAAAAAAAGUAAAACACGAAAAAGAAGAGGAGGAAAACAAAAAAGCUUUCAUAUAAUUAUAAAUCUUCAUGUGUGUCGUAGAAUAAUCGAAGCUAAAAGUGGGCGUAGUUUGUUGCAGAAUAUGUGGGGGGGGGGGGGGGGGCAUUAACAGAUGUUCAAAAAAUGAGAUCUUCGAAAAUUAUGUCAUUUAGCAUCAUUACUAAUUAUAUACUGAAUAUUGCGAGAACAUCACAUCCGGAUAUCCAUUUACUCAUUUCCUUCAGUCCGUCUGAAUUGUGUAGUUCUUAAUCUGACGCUCGCACAGAAGCAAUGCAAAGGGAUCCCGGGUCAAAUUUGACUCGGAUGCUGGGUUACCGGGGUGGGAUGGGGUGGGGGGGGGGUCUGAAACAUUUCUUGAGUCAGAAUGACCAUGAAACUAUAAUUAAGAAAUGUAGAUAUCUUCUGUAGACAAAGUUUUUGGCCAUGACUUCCUACUCGCUAUAAUUUACAUUAUACUGGUUGGGAACAUAGGAUUUCUUUAGUUUGUAAUUAGUCUCCUUCAAAUGAUUUUACCUGCUAAAUAUAGAAAUGUGAAGUUCACAUGCUCUUUUCAUUUAGCUCCUAAAGUUGUUACAACACUUAUUAGAGUGUGGACAUCACCUCACCGUAACUCACCGUCUUAGUUCAAGACGUCACUAUCUCAUACUCGUAACGGAACAUGAUAACCCGACAGAGGGCGCGACUUUCUUCUAGAAUUCUUAACACGCCUUAUGGUCAAGUUUUAAUAUGCCAAUUGUAUAAUUGUAACGAUGGUUGUUUUCUGUUAAAGAUUUUUAAACAAGACAAUAAAUGUGUGUGCUGCUUUUGCAAGGUUGCUGAUAAA
Molecule: messenger RNA, 1557 nt
Organism: Asterias rubens (European starfish)
Lineage: Eukaryota; Metazoa; Echinodermata; Asteroidea; Forcipulatida; Asteriidae
Exons: 3
Coding region: 109-633 (174 amino acids)
Source: RefSeq, a predicted model, not a curated record